Messenger RNA from Perkinsus marinus ATCC 50983, 240 nucleotides. RefSeq lists its product as hypothetical. NCBI's taxonomy places the organism in Eukaryota, Perkinsozoa, Perkinsida, Perkinsidae. The record is from RefSeq and is a predicted model, not a curated record. The transcript has 2 exons. The coding region runs from base 1 to 240 and encodes 79 amino acids.
AUGUUCACUAUCAUUCGCCCGUUCAUCAUUGGUGUUCUACUCAUCUUCAGUACUCGUGCUUUGAAGUUAGCUGGUGGAGGGGCGGGUGGAGGUAAAGGUGGCGGCGCUGGCAAGAGUCCUGAGGCGAAGUGGCUUACAGCCUUGAAGGGUAUCAAGGCGGCUGGCGCCUUCAAGGAAGCUGGAGAAAGGCCCGCUGCGGAAAACAAGAAGUCCUGGGUGGAUCCUGCAGCAUCUAAGUGA